This is a messenger RNA of Cylicostephanus goldi, 444 nucleotides long. NCBI's taxonomy places the organism in Eukaryota, Metazoa, Nematoda, Chromadorea, Rhabditida, Strongylidae. The record is from the annotation of a GenBank genome assembly.
UUCUUGACCUACGUCGUAACAUUGGGUCUCACUUCCGGUCAAGAGAAGAUACUCUGUGGCGACUUGAUGUUCAGCGGACACACCGUUGUACUUACAAUCAUGUACUUCGUGCAGCUUCAGUAUACCCCCAGGGGAUAUCUGGCCGCUCCAAUAACUUUUCUUGGUAUAAGUGCACUAGUGGUUUCUGGAGGUCACUACACAAUGGACGUUCUCAUUGCGUAUUGGUUGACAAGUCAUGUAUUUUGGGCUUAUCAUCAGAUGUUCGAGAUGCCAAAAAAAGAUAGGCCUGAUGCGCCAAUGAGUAGGCUUUGGUGGUUUUGGCUCUGCUACUGGUUUGAAUCUGAUGUCGCUGAAGGACGACUAGUAAAUCGCUGGGAUUGGCCAUUUGAAGGACCACAAGUGAUGCAUGACUUGAUGCGGCGAGUGAACAGAAUUCUUGAGUAA